AUGUCCACAUCCGACAUUCAAUUCUAUGGACUCGACAAACCAUUCAAAGUUGACAUUCUAGACAAUCAACCACCAAGUACCAAUGUGAACAAGGACUGGAUGUAUCUUGGAAUGUCAUCGUUGGUAACGAUCAAUAAUACACAGAUGUUGCAGUUCAAUGGAUAUGAUAGUAGUUGUCAAUGUGUUGUUCAGUUCAAUGCCACUGAUAACUAUUAUGGUGUACUUGGAUUGAGUAUUUAUUCAACAGAGACUGAUCAAGGACAAUUCUCAACCAAUCUAAUAUCUGGUACACGUCAAAAUGGACUGUUUGGAGCUUCAUUCACUGUGUUUCAAGGUACUUCUCAAUCCAUGCUAUAUCUGUAUGACUAUGCCCUCAAUAUACUUCCAAUCACAUUGCCCAAUCCAUUAUACUGUGGUGCUGGAGACACUACGAAUAUGUCGGCGAUCACCACCGUCACACCAAUCACAUCAUCAUUCAACUAUGACAAUCCAUUCUUGAUUGAAGAGCCUACCCUUGACAUGUUGAUCCGUUACAACAACUUUGAACUAUACCCUCGAGGUCAAUCAUCGGAUGGUCUCCCUUUCAAACCCUUGGUAAGGGACUUUUUCGAUAUCAUGACCCUGGUCAUGCCUAGAUUCAUCAACUAUGGAGGAUCAGAACCAUCGAGAGUGAUACUCGGACGUAUUAUGACCAACAAUCAAUCAGAAGCACUUGAUUUCCGUGUGGCAACCACUCAACAAUAUUCAUUCAAUCGUAUUUCAUCAGUCAAUCCAUCAGAUUCAAACCCAACCAUAUCAUCAAUCACGCUCACACAUCCAUCACCAGGUGGAUAUAACAACUACCAACUCGACGCGUACACUCCUUUGUCAAUACCAUUACUACUCAACUUCACAGUGACAUCACCAGAGGAUGUACUUAUGAUCGUCGUAACAUCAGAUGCCAAUAUAGUAUACAUAGACUCCAACAUCAUGCCCAAGUUGACAUCAGCCACCACCUACUCAUCAUGGAUCCAAUUCCCACUUCCAACGAUGAUACAGUCGAUCUCAACUUCAUACAAACUCUCCUAUUACAGUCGUGGUAACAAACUCUACGGUCCACUCACCAUCACAACCAACCUGAUCGCUACAAACAAUACCGAGGCUCUUCCAACACUUGGAUUCCAAACACCAAGAGUCAAUUCAACAAGUUAUGAGAUGUCCCUUGAGUUUACACUUGGUUAUACCAACACUUUCAUUAGUACGGUACCAUUGAACUUUAGGUAUUCAAAGUUUACAAUUGCAUUCUCUUAUUACUAUCCAUAUUCAAUCAUCAAGGCUACACCAUUAUCGAGAACAUACAAUUCAUUCACAACACUACCAUUCAUGCCAACAACAACCAUCACACCCAAGAUUAUCACAACAAGCUUCAACAUCAACAACCUACCAACAAUCACAAUCCCAGGCAAUGAUUCAAUGUUGAUUGAUACAAUCCCACCGGUAUUAACAACGACCAUCAACACUGCAACCAAGAGAAUGUUGAUCAAUGUCGUCGACGACUUGUCUGGAGUUGGAUCAUGUCAAAUCAUCUUCAAUCAAUUCAACACGACGACGCUCUUACCAAGGGAUGCUCUGCCAUUCACAUCAUUCAACAACAUGACCUUUGACCUCGAUAUAUCCAGCGCCCUUGAUCCACUUGGCUGUACUCAAUUCUUCAUUAUCACGUGCUAUGAUCGAAUUGGCAAUCAGAAACAAUCGAGUGGAUUCUCUUACCAUCAUCCAUACGACCCCAUGCCCUGUCCACCGUACUCUGGUCCAAUCCCCAUCAAGAUGAACUACAAGUACUUGGAUCGAUCAAACAUCAAGUUAGAGCUUCGCUACAUCAAUGUUGACACACCGUACCUGGUCAAUAUAACACUCACAUCCCAGAGUGAUUCACAGGACAUCUUCUCGAUCCCUAUGAAUGUGUCAAGACAGUUGAUCAGCAGUGACAUAUAUGCGGCAGUUGGAUACCUCGCCAUCCCCUCCACACACAAGACAACGACCUACGAAGUGUCGGUCUCACUUCUAAACCCCAACACAAACAACAACUACUCCAUCUCCCAUCAAACCCUGUCAAAUAUGUUGCAACAGAUCUAUGUAGACACACCAUUGUUCAACUCACUCCAGUUGUCAUCGGCAGAAGUAGUGGUGUUCAGUCCAUUCGAUGCGAAUGCUCCACAGGUUGUCAAUGUUCAGGCUAGUGGAAAGACAUUGACGGUGGGCACAUUUGACCCAUCAGGCGUGGCCAGUGUCCAAGUGACUUACUUCUCAUCAUUUGACAUGACACGUAGGACCAUCACGAUGAACAACACAGACGCCACCAAUCAAUCUCCAUCAUUCACAUUCGAUAUCAUACCACAGAGUACCGAUGCCAAGUACCAGAACACUGGCUCCAUGACCUUUUACUACCACCCGAGCAUGGUAUGCGACUUCCAUCACAACUGCCAAAAGUUCUCCUACUUUGACUUUGCCCUGAACACUCCGAUCACAUUCGGUGGCAUCCAAAUGACCUCGACAUUGGCCAUCCCCAGGUUUGACUUUGUGCCCAAGGAACUAUUCCCAUUGAGCAACAAUCAAACAUUCAGGACAUUCAACUUCUCGAUGGAUGUGAGCAGCUCAUCAUUGGCCAUCUCAGACAUUAUCAAUCCAAUUGUAUAUGUUGAGGAUCAGUUACAAUGGGAUCCAACCAAGGCCUCGAUGUCAAUGACCAGACUGCCAAACUCAACCAAUACUUUGGCGACAUAUGUUGCCUCUUUGACAUUGCCCCGUACAAUGGGUUUGGAAGGCAUUCACUUCUCUGUCUAUGGAGUGUCGGAUGUUGGUGGCAACCUUAUUGGCAUGAGCCAGUAUGAGUUGGACCUUCAAUUUCCUGGUAAGAGCAGGUUAUCAAUCAACACAGACUGUGCAUCAGAAUGUCAACACGGUUCAAUAUGUGUGAAUGGCAACUGCCAGUGCCCACCAGGAUACUGGGGUGACUUCUGUCAGUUCAAGGACUGUCCAAACAACUGCAGCAACAUUGGCAAGUGUUUGAGCAGUGGCUACUGCUCAUGCCCAGAGGGCUACGUCUAUGUGGACUGCUCCAAGAAGAUAGAGGUGCUCCCACCACUCAAUGUGGUCACCAACAAUGAUACACCUUGGGUAGUGAUCGAGGCCACAGGAGUCUAUGACAACACAUCAAUCAUACCCAAGGACAAUGGACAGACCUUCAAAUUUGGUAUCAGGGCCACCAAGAUACAAGAGUUGGACUCCGUUGGCAACCUGGUCAAUGAGAUCCAGUUGGAUAAUAUGUCAUACGUGAGGAAUGAAUCCACCAUCCUGAUGUACAAGAUCGCUGAGAAUGGUGCCUUGAUCAAUGUAUCCACAUUGCUUACAGGUCAGAACUACACAGAGGUGCAAUGGUUGAAUGAGUCCAUCAGAUUGAUACCACAGUCAGUCAAGGUCACGCUGUCAGUCCAGAGAUAUCCAUUCAAGGAUCGCGGGAACAUAUUGUUGUUCACAUGGAGCUUCACGACCAACAACACAGGUACCAGCACAGGAUGUAUAGGUGAUGACACCCGUGAACCAUCUCUAUAUCCAAGAAGUGAAGAGUUCUCAUUCAUCGAUAUACCUUAUUAUAGUUAUAGACUCUAUGGUCGAUACCCUACACGAGGCAUUGCCGAUGGACGUACAUUCAACUUGAUCAACAAACAGAUUGGACCAUCAUCGACCACUCAAGGUAGUGGACCAGUGAUCACGGUGGGCAUUUCAGUACCAAGCUUCAACGAUACAUUAUUGCUGGAUCCGGACUUCUCGGUGAUAGUCAGUCUGAUGGACAAGUCUACCAACAACAAGUGUAAGACUGAGGAGGAGAGGAAGUGGGUAAUAAUAGCAAUCAUAGUAUCUGCUGUUGUAGGAGGUGUUGGUGCACUUGCGCUAGCCACCUUAAUAUCUGUCAAGAUCAUUAGACACAAGAUUUGGUUUAGGAAGUGGAGACAAGAUGUUCAUCUAUCCAAGAUGAGGUCAAGAUUAGCCAAAGAACAAUAA
This is a messenger RNA of Acytostelium subglobosum LB1, 4041 nucleotides long. RefSeq lists its product as hypothetical. The record is from RefSeq and is a predicted model, not a curated record. Lineage: Eukaryota; Evosea; Eumycetozoa; Acytosteliales; Acytosteliaceae. Gene Ontology annotation, biological process: sexual reproduction. Bases 1 to 4041 code for a protein of 1346 amino acids. The transcript has 3 exons.